Durusdinium trenchii is the source of this 2230-nucleotide messenger RNA. The record is from the annotation of a GenBank genome assembly. NCBI's taxonomy places the organism in Eukaryota, Dinophyceae, Suessiales, Symbiodiniaceae.
GUAGAAAGUUGUGUGUCGAAGUGUAGCAACAACCACAAGCCAGCAACAGUUUCAAUCACCACCUGUUGUUCAUUGAUUCCGCGAUGGCUUGAGCCUUCUUCCUGUCUCCAACGUCAGGCAUGUUCGCGCGUUUGUGGGCGGCAGUUACUGCAUGGUUCAGACGAGAGAGAGAGGAGGCCAAUGAAGCUGCUAAUGAAACAGUGCAAGCGAGUACAGAUGCGCUUGCGGCAAUCGCCGGCACAGAUCGCUUGCAGAAAGAGCGAACGGAAGCCCAGAAAGCUAAAAGUCCAAGAGAAGAUGCACCUUUGUCACCGGCAGCACAGUUGCAGGAAGAUGUGCAGGUGAAGGCGACGAAGCUUUCUGCUACGAAACUGCCAGCUGAAUCUUCAGCUAUCAAGGAGAAAGCAGCCAAAGUGCUUGUUGCUCCUGCCACAGAGUUGUCCAAAGAGCUGCCUCAAGGGCAGGAGCAGAAGUUUGAGCAUGUCUCUGUGGCAGCGUUGCCAAGAGCGCAUGCAGAUGAUCAGCAAGUACAGGCAGCCCUUUCUACUGUUUUCCAGCUGCCUGAAUCAGCAGCUGCCAUCAAGUCGACAGACACGAACAAGUCUGCCCUCGCUCCUUCCGCAGAGUUGCCGAAAGAGCUGCCUGCAGGGGAGGAGCAGAGGAAGCCUGAGCGGGUGGCAGCGUUGCCGAAAGCGCGAGCAGAGGAGCAAAGCUUGGAAGCCCUUCUCUCGGCUGCUCCCAAGACGUCUGCACCUGCAUUGCUGAAGCCGUCGGAUGCAUUGGCUCCGUUGAAGAAUGAGCCACCUGCGGAGCGGCAAUUGAAGCGUUCAGUUGAAGCAACAGUGAAGGCUUCACCAAAGCCGAAGAAGGUGAAAGUUUCUGCAGAUCCGUCUGUAGCUGUUCCUCCUUCAGCUUUGGAGGACUCCUUGCAGAAGCAGGCAGACAUGCCCAGUGUGCCAAAGGAACUUCCUGUCCGGAAAGAAGCACCCAUUUCUGGAAACUCCGCCAGUAAAUCGGAGAGUUCCAAUCAAACGGAUACACAGGCCUUUGCCUCUUCCAAAGCUGCUGAGAAGGAUCGACAUACAAAAGAGGGUGGUUUGAAACCUAGCGUGGUAGAGGAGAUCAAGAAAAAACUUCAAAACAAACAGGAGAGGCACCUUUCGAGUGCUUCGGCUUUUGAGGAAGCUCGAAAAAGGCAGAGGUCCGAAGAGCCAUCUGUGAAGAGGCCGAAACGAGCUGUGCUGAAGCCCAACCGAAGCGUGGAGGAGCCCAGGGUAGCCAGCUCGAGCUCGGCUGAGCUACAAGGGCUUGAAGAGGAGGAGAUGCAGAACGAAGAGGAGCACACCUCGGAGCUCACGGACUGGCGCUUCUUGGAUCAACCGCUCGAAGCCCUCGAAGGGCUCGAAGGGCCGGUGGAGGGUGGCACAGAGAGAUCCAAAAAGAAGAAAAAGAAAAAGAAGAAGCGUGGAAGCAGAGCCGAAAGGGUGGAGCUUAGCUCUGUGCCACCGUUGAGUGCACCCUCGUUGGCUGGUGGUCGAGUGGAGCGAGAAGAAGCGAGUUGGACUCGAAGCCCAAGCCGCACCAAGCCAGAAUCGAAGGAGAGAGACAACGAGCUCGAGCAGUUUGAACCCAAAAAGAAGAGAGAGAAGAAAAGAAAGAAUGAGAGGAAGACAAAGGCCAAGAAGGUGAUAAUGGAAGAGCCCCAGAGUGAAGGUGAAGAUGGACACGAUGUUCUUUCCGUGAGCUCCGGUAGCACCAAGGAGGACUAUGGAGUUGUGGAUUGCAAGUUCAUUGCAGAGAACGAUGCAGCCCUCGGUUUGCGACGCCGAAUCCAGCGAAACAAGAAUAAAGCCCUAGAGGAGGCGAAGAAAGAGGAGAAAAAGGCACGUAAAAAGGCCACCAAAGCUGCAGAGAAGGCCUUAAAGGCUUUGCGCAAGGCCGAAAAGGCCGAGGCCAAGGCAGGCAAGAAGGGAAGUCACACGGAAGAGGCCUCCUGGGCGGCUCUAAAGGAGCUUUCCGGAGGGGUGGAAUGAGAUGAAUGCCAUCCCUGCCCGUCGGACCCGAAAAGACUCUCCGCAAGACCCGUUUGCUCCUUGCACGAAAUCUGAGGCAUUUGAUGAGGGAGAAUAGAGAUCCUCUGGCAGUUUUACAUGCAGAAAACACCUACAAGGUCAGAUUUGAAAAGGAAGAGGCCCUGUGGAAUCAGGUACUUGGAGCCAGCCAAAUUCAA